Mustela lutreola (European mink) is the source of this 3127-nucleotide messenger RNA. RefSeq names its product sorting nexin 22 (gene SNX22). The transcript has 7 exons. Bases 106 to 681 code for a protein of 191 amino acids. Gene Ontology annotation, molecular function: phosphatidylinositol phosphate binding. The record is from RefSeq and is a predicted model, not a curated record. NCBI's taxonomy places the organism in Eukaryota, Metazoa, Chordata, Mammalia, Carnivora, Mustelidae.
UGACCGAGGGGGCGGGCCCGGUGCGGCCCGCCGGGGUCUGCGGUGUGAGCUGGGAGAGGUCUUGCUUGCUGCUUCCCGCUCGGAGGGGCUGGAGCCGGGGUGCGGAUGCUGGAAGUUCACAUCCCGUCGGUGGGACCCGAGGAUCCCAGGCAGAGCCCAGAGAAAGGCCACAUGGUGUUCCGAGUGGAAGUGCUGUGCCGCGGGCGCAGGCACAUCGUGCAGAGGCGCUACAGCGAGUUCCACGCGCUGCACAAGCGGAUCAAGAAACUGUGCAAAGUGCCCGACUUCCCCUCAAAACGCCUGCCUAACUGGAGGAGCAGAGGAUUGGAGCAGCGGCGGCAAGGCUUGGAGGCCUAUAUCCAGGGUGUCCUGUACCUGAACCAGGAUGUGCCCAAGGAGUUACUGGAAUUCCUGAAUCUUCGGCACUUCCCCACAGACUCUAAGGCCAGCAGCUGGGGCGCCCUGGGGGAGUUCCUGCCGCAUGACAGCAGCUCCCAGCUGCACCACCGGCCUGUCAUCAGCUUCUACACCGAUCCCUAUAUUUGCAGCCCAUCCUCAGAGCCUCUGCCCAACGUGGUGGUGAAUGGCGUACUCCAGGGCCUCUACGGCUUCAGCAACAGGCCAGCUGAAGCUCAGCCAGAGGCAUCUUGUCAUCCUGCUCCUUUGCCAACGAUGCCCUGACCAGCCCGGAGGCCUAUGGGCCCCCUGCCAGGACAGGCACAUGCCUCAGUGUAUGUGCUCCCUUCUCAGAGAAGGCGGGGUCCCCCCAGCCCAGACCCAGGACUUACCCACCCUAGGUGUCAGGGCAGGGACAACAGGGGAUAAGGAAUAAAGGGAGAAGUACAUUUAGAGGUAGGCAAUGAAAAGGAAGAGGUGUAUUUCUUCCCCUACACCAGAAGGGGGCAAGGGGCAAAAAGUGGCACCUUAGUGGCAAAGGUUAGAAGCAAGGAGCAAAAAGUUUCUGAUUGCUAUUUGUGAGUAGUUAUUGGGGAAGGAGCGUUCAGACCAGAGCCCCCAAACAGGGGACAGCACCCCCUGCCACCGGAUCCCAGACAUUCUGGGACAGGGACUUCAGCAGCUGUUGCAGGCCCAAGACUCCAGCCCACACAGUGAUUAUAAAAAAAAAAACCAUCUUUUUUUUUUAAUUGGUCAGCAUUGGUAGGACUUUGUUACAAAACCAGGCCGGUAGGUAGGCCUACGGAAUGUGCGGGGAGGGGUCCACUCUGUCAGAGGCCAGCACUGGGGCCAGAGCAGCACAGAACCCUGCGGCAGCCGGUCUCCACCCAGGGGAAGGCAACAGGGCUGCACAGAUGGUGGCUCAAAGGGAAGAGGUCCUGGGGGCCCUACUCCUUGGCGAUGGCGAAGGGCUUCUCCACCUCGAUCUUGCCACAGUCUGCAAUCGUCACAUCCUUCAGGGGCUUGUCCCGACUGUCAGUCUUGGUGCUCUCCACCUUCCGUACUACCUCCUGGGAAGGUAGAGCAGAGCCGAGUCAGGAGGUCCACCCCUCAAAGGAGAAAGGCUCCAGAAUCUGGCCGAGAAAAUCUGCCCCCCAUGGGAGAAAGAGCAGGCAAACUGUGGGGCCCCCAAAACCUAAUGGAAUCCUAGCCGGGGAGACCCUAGCUGUAACAUGAGGAGGCAGUAGUUUUGAUCCUCUGCAGCAGGACUAGGCAGAGCUAAGGGAGAAGAGGGGGGUGGCUGGGGAGUGGGUACCCAGUGGCCUCUCCGGGAUUAUAGUGUGUUCGGCUGGGUUCUGCACAACAGAGGGUAGUGCCAGCCUCUCAUUGAGCAAGUGAAAUAGAGGCCCCUGUCCUUGUGCAGGCCACAAAAAUUGAGAACUUGGGGGCAGAGACACAUAGGGUAGUUCCUGAUUCCUUCCAGAUUUGGACAUAGGAACACUGGCAAUCUAUGGGUCCCUACUGGGAAAGGGAUAAACUACAUGGUGCCCCUGCCCAUGAAUGUCCAUUUCCUGGGGAAGGCCACCCAGGUUUAGCCCCUGCCCCCCAAACUCACCAUGCCUUCCAGAACUUUGCCGAAUACCACGUGCUUGCCAUCUAGCCAGGCUGUCUUCACCGUCGUGAUAAAGAACUGGGAGCCAUUGGUGUCUUUGCCUGCAUUGGCCAUGCUCACCCAGCCAGGCCCGUAGUGUUUCAGCUUGAAGUUCUCAUCAGGGAAGCGUUCACCAUAGAUGCUCUUUCCUGGGAAGAAAGAGUAGAGCAAGGAGCUGAGCUGGCCCAAAUCAAGCAUCCUUUGGGGUGAGGAUUCCAGGGACUCAACCUGUCUUUGGUCAGGCCAGGCUCCAGUGGAUUAUAAGGACAUAAAAGCUGUUCACUUCCUUCCCUCUGGUCUCAGAGCCAAACCAUGCUGACAGACCAAGUGGGGCAUGAGGCCAGACUGAUUUAGUGAACACCUUAUCCCAUUGGUUACUUUGAAAACAUAACUGAGUGGCUUUUAAAUAAGGCAAAGAUCGACAGCUACUCUUGGCUAUGGCUGGAGAGGUCUGCCACAGGAACUCUGAAGUACUCUGGUAUAGAGAGGUGCUUUGCAGAAGCAAAGAAAAGGACAGCUGUGGCUGAUCAGCUUUUCUUUCUCAGAGCACAUAAGAUAACUGAGAUGAGUGGGGAGGGGCUGCCACUUGGGUUCUGGAUAAUCAAGCGCCUCUUACCACUAACACAAAAUAAAAGCUGGGUGUUGAUGUGUAUAGUGUGUCUACCCACAAAGGAUCUGAGGCCCAGGUACAUGACGAAGGGAGCUGGGCAGACCCUGACACCAUUUCAGAAAUCCUCAUACUUAAGUUCCCAGAGCUGCUUCCGGGAGAAAUCCUGCCCCCUACUUUCUCCCUGUCUCCUCUUGGGAGAUUCACAGUGUGCAUUCGUGACUAUAGGUCCUGGAAAAACCCAGUAACAAGCUACACUGUUUUACCCAACACCUUUCAAACUCACGUACAAAACCUGUACCUAUUUGUGGCAACUCCUGGGUCAAGUGCUGGCUCAGAGUCUCCUCUCCAUGAGAGUCUUCCUUGUAAAUCUCCGGCAUCUGCAGGGUUUCUGCCAGAAACCCCCCACAGCUCCCUCUAUGGAAUAACUCUUCGUUUUAAACUCAAUAUAUUUCAUCAUUUUUCCCUCCAGA